Drosophila willistoni is the source of this 913-nucleotide messenger RNA. RefSeq lists its product as uncharacterized. The coding region runs from base 119 to 829 and encodes 236 amino acids. NCBI's taxonomy places the organism in Eukaryota, Metazoa, Arthropoda, Insecta, Diptera, Drosophilidae. The transcript has a single exon. The record is from RefSeq and is a predicted model, not a curated record.
UCACUUUCACCCAAGCGCAAAAAUAAUCUUACUUAGUCACCGGUUAAACAGCCAGAGAGACUACCACCUGACCAUAGUCAACGCAUAAAUUGGGGGAAAAAAAAGUUUGGAGAGCGUCAUGAAGGGCAUCACAUUGUUCUUAGUUGCUCUUGGCUGCCUAGUGGCUACUUCUAGUUCGGCGCAAUUGGCUCCCAUAAAAUCAGUACAACAAGCAGCCGCAGCACCUGCUGCACCCAAUUUUGCUUUGGAAUUAGUUGCAAUCAUCAGGAGUAUACCAAGGAAACAGAUUCAACAUCUUGUCCAGGCCUAUCUGCUCAACGAUGAAGAAUUCCAGGCUGUCGUUAGGGAUAUCAAUUCAAUGUCAGGAUAUCGUUUGCAGCAACAGGUAUUACGUCAACCGGAAUUGCGUCAAUUGUUCAUUUGGUUAAAUCAACAAUUGAUCUUGGCCGGCAGCUCAAUCAAAAUCUUUGAAGAUUUGGAAUUGGAAAUCAAAGUAUUCAACAAAUAUCCAUAUUGGUCACAGAUGGUGGGCGGUAUUAAUGGAUUUGAGAAUGAUUUCAAUUUUAUUUACCCACUGGAAGCGAUACGCUCACAGAUAGAGCAAAGCGCCCAAAGGAGUCCUCUAGUCGCUGAAUUAUGGCGUCGUGUUGUGGCUCUUAAGCCGCUCUAUGAACGUUUGUUAGCCACACCACAGGCCAAAGUACUUGUCAAUCAAUUGCAAAGUCGCGGUGUUAAUGUAUCUGCUGUCGAUUCGUUUAUACGUUAUCAAUUUGGCUGGUCAAAUGCCACAUUGCCCAGUUAUGAUUAUACUGAAUAUCUGAACUAUUAGAUAUUAAUGUACAAGAUCUCCUAAGAGAGUUAUUAAUACACGUAAUUAUUGUGCCUAACGAAAAUAUAUAUAUGUAUGGUAUUC